AUGCCAAGCAAAGAAGGCAGUGAUGUUCUAUUGCAUCACAGCUUUACGUGGACCUCGUGGAUCCAUUUUGCUAUUCAUCUACAAACAUUCGAGCAGGAGCACGAGUCUGCUCGGAUGAGCGGGAUAUUCCUUGAUUGCGAUGCUCUCUGGCUUGCUGUAUAUUUUGGCUUCAUAGCAAUGAGUCUUAUGUUUAUGGAUGAGGAUGAGGCUAGAAAAGACUACCUCUAG
Molecule: messenger RNA, 228 nt
Organism: Penicillium hordei
Lineage: Eukaryota; Fungi; Ascomycota; Eurotiomycetes; Eurotiales; Aspergillaceae
Exons: 2
Coding region: 1-228 (75 amino acids)
Source: RefSeq, a predicted model, not a curated record